AUGAGAAUGAACCAACUUACCGAACCACAAAUCAUGGCCAUAAAUAAAGAAUUGUCUGAUAUAUCAGUGGAGGGACACUUGAAACAGAAGAUCUUAGACGACAUCAAAUUGAAACGUUCGAUUGGAUCUUAUGCUGGUCUGAGACAUGCAUCUGGUUUACCGGUUCGUGGUCAAAGAACGAGAAAUAACUCAUCUACGGCUCGUCGCUUGAAUAGAGUAGAGAGACACUUGUAA
Molecule: messenger RNA, 234 nt
Organism: Meyerozyma guilliermondii ATCC 6260
Lineage: Eukaryota; Fungi; Ascomycota; Pichiomycetes; Serinales; Debaryomycetaceae
Product: mitochondrial 37S ribosomal protein uS13m
Exons: 1
Coding region: 1-234 (77 amino acids)
Biological process (GO): translation
Cellular component (GO): ribosome
Molecular function (GO): RNA binding; structural constituent of ribosome
Source: RefSeq, a predicted model, not a curated record